CCCUCUUCCAAGCAUAUCUCCAGCCGCGCAUCCGCAUUGAGAGCCGAGGUCUUCGAGAUUCUCUCCUCCGUCUUGCGCUUCUUCUCCAAAUCCCUAAGGAAGAGAUGGGGCUCACGUUCACGAAGCUCUUCAGCCGACUGUUUGCUAAGAAGGAGAUGAGGAUUCUGAUGGUGGGGCUUGAUGCUGCGGGUAAGACAACGAUCCUGUAUAAACUCAAGCUCGGAGAGAUCGUCACUACCAUCCCCACAAUCGGAUUUAAUGUGGAGACAGUCGAGUACAAGAAUAUAAGCUUCACUGUUUGGGAUGUUGGUGGUCAGGAUAGGAUUAGACCUCUAUGGAGGCACUAUUUCCAGAACACACAAGGCCUUAUUUUUGUUAUAGACAGCAAUGACAGAGAUCGUGUGAUAGAGGCAAGAGAUGAGCUCCACAGGAUGCUGAAUGAGGAUGAAUUGAGGGAUGCUGUGCUGCUUGUAUUUGCAAACAAGCAGGAUCUGCCUAAUGCUAUGAAUGCUGCUGAAAUUACAGAUAAGCUUGGUCUCCAUUCUCUCCGCCAGCGCCACUGGUACAUACAAAGCACCUGUGCAACAAGUGGUGAGGGAUUGUACGAAGGGUUGGAUUGGCUCUCUAGCAACAUAGCUAGCAAGGCUUAAAAUUUCAAGGUGCUUUGGUGAAUCUGGAAAACCGUAUAGGAUGGAGGUUAUAGAUACUUUUAUAAGAUCAAAUGUGCUUGUGAUUGUGCAAGUCUUUUAUGUUUGGUUGGGUUAUUUGAAAUUUUAGGGAUUGACUUGAUUUGUUAUCUCAUGCCUGUUUUUUUGUUGAAAAAAACCGAAUUCAUUUUCGCAUUUCAUUAUUCUGUUGAAAACUGAUCAAUUUAAAAUAGUCCAUUAAAGAAGAAUAGUUAGGAAGAAUUCAGUUGGAGAAAAUUUUCCUAUUA
Dioscorea cayenensis subsp. rotundata (Guinea yam) is the source of this 934-nucleotide messenger RNA. Its product is annotated as ADP-ribosylation factor 1-like. Gene Ontology annotation, biological process: vesicle-mediated transport; intracellular protein transport. Gene Ontology annotation, molecular function: GTPase activity; GTP binding. The record is from RefSeq and is a predicted model, not a curated record. NCBI's taxonomy places the organism in Eukaryota, Viridiplantae, Streptophyta, Magnoliopsida, Dioscoreales, Dioscoreaceae. Gene Ontology annotation, cellular component: cytoplasm. The coding region runs from base 105 to 650 and encodes 181 amino acids. The transcript is spliced from 7 exons.